AUGGUCUUGGCGUGGUUUUGGCUGGCCUAUCUGGGCUUGAUAGCUGGUGAUGACUGUGAACCAGCCUUGGAGAUGCUGCAGCUACGGGCCAGGAAGACUGAAACGGAAGCAGAAGUGACCAAUGCAUCUGCUCCUGCCACGGUGUACAUGAUCUUCACUUUUGGUGCUGUGGCCACAAGCACGUCGCCCUUGAAAGAUUUCUCGCAGCCCAGCCAGACCUUUCGUGGCCUUCGCUGCUACACUGAAAACUUGCUUCCGAUGGGCAUGCGGCAAGUGGACGCGGGCGCCAACCUCAACCAGCUCUACCAUUCACAGGUGCCCACGGUGGUGUUGCGCAGCCACGGCGACUCGGACUUCUUCGAUGGCACCGGGCGCCCGGAUCUGCCGGCGCACGGCACCGGGGUGCGGCUGCCGGACGUGGGGCUCCAUGACAUGCAGAACUAUUUUCAACGCUUGCUUUCACUACACCUCCGGGGUCGCGAUGCUCAUGUGGAAAAGCCCUUUGCGAGCGCUCACGCCUUUGCAUAUUUGGCAUGGGGAGCCUAUGAGAGGCAGCAGGACAGAGGAGGCUUUGUGACGAUGGAAUCCUUGAUCAAGGCACACCUCCCGAACUGGCGCUUGGUGGCGCAAGAGCAGCUGGAUACCAUCGAAGCCGUUGACAACCUGUGGAUCGUCCAAAACCAGAACAGCCAAGAUUGCUUAUUGACCUUUGAAGGAACCCAUACCUUCACGCAGUUCUUCCGGAAUCUCAAGACCACUGAUCAGGUCAUUGAAUACUGUGGCUUCCCAGGUGUUCAUUCCGGCUAUGCUGAGAAGCUUCGCUGGCUCAUGAAGGGAGUGAUGUCGAAGCUGAGGCCGAAACUCUCCAAGUGCUAUCGGGUAGGCUGUACUGGACACUCCUUGGGCGGUGCUCUCUGCGAAAUCUUCGCCGCCUGUGUCAACUCCGGCCGCGUGGGCCACCCCGAUUUCGAGGCAGCGACGUGGAGCGCCGGAGAAAAGGAACUGAUGCCCCAGAUCGCACAGAAGUUCACCGCCGUGGUCUGGGCGAAAAAAGACUUCACGCUGCCCACUGGAGUGUUGGUGGGUGAGGAGCUCUUGGACGUAAACCCUGCAGACCGUUUGGCGACGGGCGGAGUCUAUGACGUGGAGGAAGCGGCGACCGUAGAGGGUUGGAAGAUGUGGUUCCAGGACUUCGUGCCGCCGGACCGGGAGCCGCUGCGUUCGGAGCGGCGGUCCGAGCUCGUGGAGGUGGAACGCCUUCUGACGGACAUGGAAAGUCGCUUGUCCACCCAUAUCAACCUGGUGCACAAAGAGGUGUGCGACUUGAAAGUCGCCGAGCAGGCGGUGGGAGGUCUCCCCACCGACGUGAGCCACGUGACCCACGCCAAGAGCGAUGACGCGCCAAUGCCCGGGCGGAGCUCCCACUUCUACCGCGCACGAGUCCCGGAUCACUUCCGACAGCUGGUGAGCGACAGCUUGCGCUCGCCCCAGCGCGCCGGACGCGGCGGCAACCUGGGCGGACCCUCCUCGCGCUCGGCUGGCUCCAGCUUCCAGUGGGAUAGCUUCCGGCUCUCACCACCGCAGCUCUCCUCUUGCGCGGCUUUUUGUGAGAUCAUGAUCCUCACCUUGGUGAUCGCUUACUCCAUCCUGAUGGGUCUUUCUCUACAGCAGUUGAGCUCCACCGGCGAAGCACCGGCCUGGGCCUACCCCGUCGAUCUCACUUUCAACGUGCUCUUCGUGAUCGACGUGGCGUUUCGCUGCUUUUUGGAAGGUCGUCGCUUCUUCUGUGGCCCUGGCGCUCGAUGGAACAUCGUCGAUUCCUGCGUGGUGUUCUUCAUCGUUUUGUCGCAGCUGCUCAGCGAUUUGGGCUAUCCAGAUCUGGGAAGCAUUUCGGUGCUCCGACUACUUCGGAUUCUUCGAAUCUUGGGCGUCGCCCGGCUCCUGCGCUUCUUCUGCCGCUGGCGCGCCUUCCGUUACCUCCGGACGCUGGCGGCGUCGCUGGUGGAGACCUCCAAGUGCAUGCUGCCGCUCAUGGCCUUUGUGCUCGCCAUCGUUUACCUCUUUGGAAUGGUCUUGACCGAAGGGAUCUGGGAGGUUUGUCGCUCUGAAAUGGUCCCGGACGAUGUGCUGUGCGCGAAGUUCGGCACGCUGAAUGCCUCGAUGAUGACCUUGUUCCAAAUCCUCUACCACGGUAUACUGUGGGGUCCAGUGUGGGAUGCCUUUGGCGUGGAAAUGGCAGCCAGUUGGUUCCUCCAAAGCAUUUUCCUGCUCUUCGUGUGCUUCGCGCUGAUUGUGGUGUCCAACGUCCUGGCCAGCUUCCUCUUCACCUUGCAGAAGCAAGUUGGAGAUAAGGAGAGGGAUACCUUGAUUCAGAACGAGAUCGAGUCCAAAGAGGAAUUCUUACGUUCCAUGGCGUUGGUGUUUCGAGACUUCGAUCAAAACAGCAAUGGCGCCAUCUCAUGGACGGAGUUCGAGUUGGCGCUGGAGGAUGAACGGAUGUUGGCCUUCUUGGCCUCCAUGGGCUGCUCGGAGCGUGUCUUCGGUGGGCGGGGACGAUCGCAGCCAGCCGCGAAGGAGGUCCAGCCGUUCCGAAGCGUUUUGGCAACGCUGGGACUGGGGUGCCAGGAGGGUCGAACAGCACCGGUCACCAGUUUGGAGGGGUCCCGUCCCAUGCGAGGCUUGGACAUCUCCGAUGCCAUCGGACUCUUCGAAGUCUUGGAUUCGGAUUCCACUGGUGCCAUCAACGACCUGGUCCGCGUGCAAAUGGAGCAAGAAUGGGUGCAUCGUGCCAUGUUGCAAGUCCGUCAAACGCUGGGCGAGAUGGGCAAGCUCCUGCAGAAGAUUCAGAAGACGCAGGCGGGGACCCCCUUUGGCCCGUCCAAGUCCGAUGUGAUGAGCAACUUCAUCAGUGACUCGAAGGCGCCCACGGACUCCUAUAACUUCAUGCAGUCCACACCGUUACCCACGCCCAAGACCAAGCACCGCACGCAGCUCUUGCCCCACGAGCGGGCCGUGACGUUGCAAGAGUUGGAGCUCAUCGCGGGCACCACGGACUGCUGCAGACGUGAAGGCUGGAUGGCAGAUGGCAAGCUCCUCCAGCCGCACGAGGUGAACUUAUAUCAUUUCAACUACGAACACAUCCUGCCCCAAACAGCUCCUGACAGUGGGAUCUUACUGAAGUCUAUGAAGGUGGAGUCUCCGGUUCAGCUGGGCGACAUCAUCGUGCAAUGCGACGCGGAGGGCGAGACCAAAAGGCCCCCGCAGGCAUGCGGCACGGUGCUGAGGGUGGAGAAGCAGGCGGAAAACCUGCUCACUCUGGCCGUCAAGAUACACAAGGGCCGCUUCACGACCUCUGCCCUGGAUGGGCUCAUUCGCAUCGGUGGGCGAGAGCCGUGCGGCGUUCCCAAGGAGAUCAGCUCUGAGGGCUCGAUUAGCUACAAGGAGCUACUCUCAUCGGUGGCACGAUUACCAGCUUGGUACUGCUCUCAUUGGUGGGGCGAACCCAUCCGUUCCUUCGUAUCCUGCUGCAAGCGGCACGGCUACUUGCGGGGCUUGACGCUGCAUGGCAGUGGCACGUACUGGGUCUGUGGCUAUGCGAAUCGCCAGCAUGAGCUACAACAAGAGAUCGGCAGCGACUUGAAGGACUCUUCCUUUUACCAAGCUUUGCAGGUGGCAGAUGGGAUCUUGUUGAUCCUCGAUCAAGAGGCCAAGCCGUUUUCGAGGAUUUGGUGCGACUACGAGCUCUACGCCGCGAUCACGGACCCCGCGAAGGACUUCGACCUGGUGACGGCCACCGAGGGCGUGGCCUUGGGUCCCCAAGCGCUGAUGCUCAGCAAGAAUUUGCUGCCACAGGAGUCCGCGGUGGCCAAAUCCGUUCGCGAGCAGAACUUCCCCAUCUCCUUCCUCCUGCGUGGACUGUCCGUGCGCUUGGAGGAUGGCGAGGCCACCGUCGAGGCGGACAAAAUGAAGAUCUUGAGUGCAAUGGCUGGAGGGAACUUGAAUAGCUCGCGCGGGCAAAUGCUCUUGGAGAAGAACCUGAAGCAUGCGAACGAUACACUGCAUUCCACGCUCGCCGUGUUAGCAUGGCCCCAAGCCAUGCAGCGGGGGCUCUUGGGUGAGAUGAAGCUGGCGGAGGCCUUGUCAGCAGAUGUGGGCCGAGAGCGCUUGGAGCUGAGCCUGGCGCAUUUCGAGGCCAGUUGCACAGACGCCGCCAUGAAGGUCCUGGCGACGGGGCUUCCGCCGAAUCUCCAGGAACUGCGCUUGAGCUUCGAAGGAUGUAAUCGCAUCACUGAUGCUGGUGUUUCAGCCCUGGUGAGACACCUGAACCCGAAGCUGAAGCUCCUCUACUUGGACUUCAUCGGCUGCGCCCUUCUCACCGACUCGGCGAUCCUCUCCCUGGCCAAGCAUUUGCCCAGCACUUUGAUCGAACUCCAAGUCCAUGUGGCGGGCUGCGAGGGUGUGGGCACGGCCGCCGUGCAGCAUUUGAAGCAACACUGGCCCGCCAGUCUGCAUCAGUUCCGUGGGUCCUUCAAAGGCACGGCGGUGAACCGGAAUUUCCGGAACUUCCAAGAGCUCCAAAGCUUUUGGACCUGA
Durusdinium trenchii is the source of this 4593-nucleotide messenger RNA. The record is from the annotation of a GenBank genome assembly. NCBI's taxonomy places the organism in Eukaryota, Dinophyceae, Suessiales, Symbiodiniaceae.